AUGAGAAAUAAAAUAAUUAACUCAAUUCUAACUAAGGAGAUUGUUUCUUAAAUUGGAUAAUAAAUUAAGAAAUCAUAUUCACCAUUUGAUAAUAAAGCUUUUUUAAAUUCAGUUUUUAAUGACGAAUGGGAUACAAAAAGAAUAAAAGAAUGUGUUUAACAUGUAAGUGAAUGUGUUCAUCAAACUUUGAAUUUGCCUUACUCUCAGUCUCUUGAUAUCUUAUUGGAUGCUAAUAAAAGACUUGAGUACACUUACAGUCAUCUUAUGUUUCCAUAUUAUGUAGAAUUGUAUGGAUAAAAUUACUUUCAUGAAUCAAUGAUUGCUUUGAAAGAAUUUACUAAAACUAGCACAUCAGAAUUUGCCAUAAGACACUUUAUUCUAUAAAAUGAAUAAGAAGCUAUGAAAUAUAUGUAUGAGUGGUCUAAAGAUUCAAAUUUUCAUGUCAGAAGAUUAGCAAGUGAAGGUUGCAGACCACUUCUACCUUGGAGUUUUAAAAUUCCACAGUAUGUUAGAGACCCAACUCCAAUACUUCCCAUACUAGAAAAUUUAAAAUAGGAUCCAUAAAUAUAUGUUUAAAAGAGUGUUGCAAAUAAUUUGAAUGAUAUAAGCAAAAAUCAUCCAGAACUAAUUCUGCAAAUAUGCAACUCUUGGAACAAGAUAAAUGAUUAAAGCACUAAAUUUAUUUUAAAAAGGGCAUGUAGAACAAUAUUAAAAUAGGGAAACUAGGAUGCAUUAAAUCUAUUUGGGGUGGCAAGCAACGAAUCCAUUAUUGUAUCUAAUUUAAAAAUUGAUUAAGAAAAAGUGAAAAUUGGAGCAUCUUUUUCUUUUAGCUUUGAUAUCGAGGAUACUAAAUUUAUUUCAAAAGAGUAACAUGAAUAUUUUAGAUCAAAAAAACAUAAUUCUAAAAAUAAUAAUGAUGUAUCUAGUGAUGAGAGUGAUUUUGAAAACAAUAAUUUUAACUAAGAAAAUUAAAUACAUCAAAAAAUGCUGAGAAUAGAAUAUAAAAUCGACUACUUAAAAAAAAAUGGAAGUUAUUCACCUAAAAUUUUUAUUUUCAGAGGUUAAUAUGCCCUCUAAAAAUAGAAGGUAUCUUUUAAAGGUUUUUAAAAUGUAGAAUAGAUUGUAACAAGAAAGCAUUAUCCUGGACUGCACUAUCUUUCUAUCGUUGUUAAUGGUGUUGAAAAAGCAAAAGUGUAAUUUGAACUAUUGUAAGAAUCAUGA
Messenger RNA from Tetrahymena thermophila SB210, 1221 nucleotides. Its product is annotated as DNA alkylation repair enzyme. The transcript has 2 exons. Lineage: Eukaryota; Ciliophora; Oligohymenophorea; Hymenostomatida; Tetrahymenidae. The record is from RefSeq and is a predicted model, not a curated record.